Messenger RNA from Globicephala melas (long-finned pilot whale), 5621 nucleotides. RefSeq names its product solute carrier family 6 member 20 (gene SLC6A20). Gene Ontology annotation, molecular function: L-proline transmembrane transporter activity. The record is from RefSeq and is a predicted model, not a curated record. Gene Ontology annotation, cellular component: plasma membrane. NCBI's taxonomy places the organism in Eukaryota, Metazoa, Chordata, Mammalia, Artiodactyla, Delphinidae. Gene Ontology annotation, biological process: sodium ion transmembrane transport.
CCGGGCGGGACGGCGCUCCUGGCGGCCGCGCACCGAGCGCACCGCGCGCCGAGCUCCGGGGCCAUGGACGAAGCGCGGCCGCUGUGGGCCACCCCGCUGCAGUUCGUGUUCGCCUGCAUCUCGUACGCCGUGGGCCUGGGCAACGUGUGGCGCUUCCCCUACCUGUGCCAGAUGUACGGCGGAGGUAGUUUCCUGGUGCCCUACAUCAUCAUGCUCACCGUGGAGGGCAUGCCGCUCCUGUACCUGGAACUGGCAGUGGGGCAGCGCAUGCGCCAGGGCAGCAUCGGCGCCUGGAGGACCAUCAACCCCUACCUCAGUGGCGUUGGCGUGGCCAGUGUGGUGGUGUCCUUCUUCCUCUCCAUGUACUACAAUGUCAUCAACGCCUGGGCCUUCUGGUACCUCUUCCACUCCUUCCAGGAUCCCCUGCCGUGGUCCGUGUGCCCACUGAAUGGCAACCGUACGGGCUAUGAUGAGGAGUGUGAGAAGGCUUCCUCAACGCAGUACUUCUGGUACCGGAAAACCCUCAACAUCUCGCCGUCCAUCCAGGAGAGCGGGGCGGUGCAGUGGGAGCCGGCGCUGUGCCUCAUCCUGGCCUGGCUCCUGGUGUACUUGUGUAUCCUGCGGGGCACGGAGUCCACAGGCAAGGUGGUGUACUUCACUGCGUUGCUGCCCUACUGCGUGCUCAUCGUCUACCUGGUCAGGGGCCUCACGCUCCACGGAGCCACCAACGGCCUGGCAUACAUGUUCACUCCCAAGUCUGGGAUUCCCACCCGGGGUUCUCCAGCCUUGUCCCUGCUGGCUUUCCAGAUGGAGCAGCUGGCCAACCCGAAGGCCUGGAUCAACGCAGCCACCCAGAUCUUCUUCUCGCUUGGCUUGGGGUUCGGCAGCCUCAUCGCCUUCGCCAGCUACAACGAGCCCUCCAACAACUGCCAGAAGCACGCCGUCAUCGUGUCCAUCAUCAACAGUUCCACCUCCAUCUUUGCCAGCGUCGUCACCUUCUCCAUCUAUGGCUUCAAGGCCACCUUCAACUACGAAAGCUGCUUGAACAAGGUGAUUCUGCUGCUGACCAAUUCUUUCGACCUUGAAGAUGGCUUUUUGACAGUCAGCAACCUGGAGGAGGUGAAGAGUUACCUGGCGUCUGCCUACCCCAGCAAGUACAGCGAGGUGUUCCCACAGAUUAAAAACUGCAGCUUGGAAUCGGAGCUGGAAACGGCCGUCCAGGGCACCGGCCUGGCCUUCAUCGUCUACACAGAGGCCAUUAAAAACAUGGAGGUGUCCCAGCUGUGGUCGGUGCUCUACUUCUUCAUGCUGCUGAUGCUGGGCAUUGGAAGCAUGCUGGGGAACACGGCCGCCAUCCUCACCCCUCUGACCGACAGCAAGGUCAUCUCCAGCUACCUGCCCAAGGAGGCAAUCUCAGGUCUGGUGUGCCUCGUCAGCUGUGCCAUCGGCUUGGUGUUCACCAUGGAGGCCGGCAACUACUGGUUCGACAUCUUCAAUGACUACGCCGCCACGCUGCCCCUGCUGCUCAUUGUCCUGGUGGAGGUGGCCGCCGUGUGCUACCUGUACGGACUGAGGAGAUUCGAAAGCGACCUUAAGGCUAUGACUGGACACGCUCUGAACUGGUACUGGAAGGCCAUGUGGGGCGGUGUGAGCCCGCUGCUCAUCAUCAGCCUCUUUGUCUUCUACCUGAGUGACUACAUCAUCACAGGGACCCUGCAGUACCAAGCCUGGGACGCCUCCCAGGGCCAGCUUGUGACGAAGGACUACCCCUCGUAUGCACUGGCCAUCAUUGGGCUGCUCGUGGCCUCCUCUACCAUGUGCAUCCCCCUGGGGGCCCUGGGGACUUUCAUCGUGCGCCACCUCAAGCGGAGAGACACAGCCUCCGUGGCCUGAGAGCUGGGCUUCCCCGAGACUGCCGUCAGCCGCUAUCUUACAGCCACUUACGUACAGAUGGAGCCGCCUCGGCUGCUUUUGGAAAUAUUGACUCCGGAAGCACUCAGCCCAUCGUCUUCUCGAGUCUAGAAAGGAUUAGGAAGGUGAAAAGAAAGACUACUCCCUCAGCAGGACACACACCCCACCCGCCAUCCCCAGAGUCACACACGGUGCUUCCUCCCUGUCACCACGGAGGCAGAAUUCUCACAGCCAGUCUUGAAGACAACUGCUCGACUCUAGCAAAGUCCUAGAAGUAGGGCACACCGGGAGCUGAAAUUUGACUACUGUUUUUAUGGGAUAAAAUUUAAGGAAUGUUUUCUGGUGAGAUCCCAACAUACUAGCGGGCAUUCAUUUUUAGAGAAUUUUGAAAAGGAGUUUUUUAACUAAGAUGACUAAUCUGAAUGUCAUCAAUGCAAAAUUAAUUAGUUCUUUUUUUAGUCACGGUGAACCUGCAAUCACUGUGUUCUCCUUCGCUAAUAGGAUUGACUGGCCAUAAAGAAAGAAGGCCUUUGUUUGGAGCUCACAAAAGGAGUCACUUUUCCCUAAUCUGAGGCCUCUCAGUGGGUCCAAGACCAGUCCUCUCUACGAACAACCCCAAACCACCUUCGGCCCUGGUGUCUCACGACACUGAAAAGCUGCCAGAGCCUCUAUGAGGAUGAAAGUGAAGCUAACUUUCCCAUAGACCUAAGGUUAUAUUUGGACAUGAUGACCAACUCUUUACAGGAAAGACCAUAACCUAGUUUUAAAUUAUCUGUACAUAAGUUUUCUAAAAUGUAUAGAAAGACGGCUCUCAAACAGAACACCCAGUAAGUGAAGACACCAUAUUUAUGAUACAGCAUUAGUCUACCUUGUGAACGUCUCCUGUCGUUUAACUGCAAUAAGUAGGUCAGGGUUAUCCCGGAAGUGAGGAGGUCCCUUACUGCUCUAACACUCCUCAAUUCCAUGCUCUCAGUGAAGCACACAGUUUCUUUGAGUAGAUUUGUACAGACAUCUUUAAAGACACUUACACAUUCACCUGGAACAUCAGAUGUUCUAGAGAUGGCUUUUCUUUUUCAUGCCAUAAACUUCCCUAUAACAAGAAAUAGGCAUUAGAAAGGUCUUAGGCAGUCUUGAACCUCCAGCUUCACCUGAUGCCCAUAAAAAGACCACUUGGUGGUGUUAGGCAAGCUGGAGAGCCGCAUGUAAGUCAAUGAAGUUAGAACACACCCCCACCCCAUAUACAAAAAUAAACUCAAAAUGGCUUAAAGACUUAAAUAUAAGACAAGACACCGUAAGACUCCUAGAAGAGAACAUAGGUAAAGCAUUCUCUGACAUACAUAAAUCGUGCCAAUGUUUUCUUAGCUCACUCUCCCGAGAGAACAGAGAUAAAAACAAACAAAUGGGACCUAAACAAACUUAAGCUGUUACACAGCAAAAAAAACCCAUAAACACAACAAAAAGACAACCUAUGGACUGGAAGAAAAUACUUGCAAAUGAUGUUACCAACAAGGGCUUAAUUUCCAAAAUAUACAAACAGGUCAACAACAAAAAAUAACCCAAUCCAAAAAUGGGCAGAAGGCCUAAAUAGACAUUUCUGCAAAGACAACAUACAGAUGGCCAACAUGCACAUGAAAAGAUGCUCAACAUCACUAAUAGAGAAAUGCAAAUCAAAACUACAAAUCAAAAUGUCACACACCAGUCAGAAUGACCAUCAUUAAAAAGUCUACAAAUAGGGCUUCCCCGGUGGCGCAGUGGUUAAGAAUCCACCUGCCAAUGCAGGGGACAUGGGUUCGAGCCCUGGUCCGGGAAGAUCCCACAUGCUGCGGAGCAACUAAGCCUGUGUGUCACAACUACUGAGCCUGCGCUCUAGAGCCCGUGAGCCACAACUACUGAAGCCCGCGUGCCUAGAGCCUGUGCUCCGCAACGAGAGAAGCCACUGCAAUGAGAAGUCCGCACACCGCAACAAAGAGUAGCCCCUGCCAAAUAAACAAAUAAAAAUUAAAAAAAAAUAAGUCUACAAAUAACAAAUGCUGGAGAAGGUGUGGAGAAAGCAGAACCAUCCUACACUGUUGGUGGGAAUGUAAACUGGUGCAGCUACUAUGGAAAACAGUAUGGAGGUUCCUCAAAAAACUAAAAAUAGAGUUGCCAUAUGAUCCAGCAAUCCCAAUCCUUGGCAUAUAUCCAGACAAAACUAUAAUUCAGAAAGAUACAGGCACCCCUGUGUUUACAGCAGCACUAUUUACAAUAGCCAAGACAUGGAAGCAACCUAAAUGUCCAUCAACAGAUGAAUGGAUAAAGAUGUGGUACAUAUAUACAAUGGAAUAUUACUGAGCCAUAAAAAAGAACGAAAUCAUGCCAUUUGCGGCAACAUGGAUGGACCUAGAGAUGAUCAUACUAAGUACGUCAGAAAGAGAAAGACAAAUACCAUAUGAUAUCACUUAUAUGUGGAAUCUAAAAUAUGAUACAAAUGAACUUAUCUAUGAAACAGACUCACACAGAACAGACGUGUGGUUUGCCAAGGAGGAGGGAGCGUGGGGGAAGGAUGGAUUGGGAGGCUGGGAUUGGCAGAUGCCAACUAUUAUAUAUAGAAUGGGUAAACAACAAGGUCCUACUCUAGCACGGGGAACUAUAUCCAGUAUUCUGUGAUAAACCAUAAUGGAAAAGAAAAAAAAAUCACUUGGCUUUAAAAUGCAUGAACCAGCAUUUACUUACCACAACUAGUCAGUCCUCUGAUUUCUCAUCAGAGGGUUCUUCGGUGUCACAAAACCUCGGCUAUCAAGGCUUGGAGAGUGAGCACACUCAACAACAAAUACACAGCACAGAGUCUGUUCCUGAAUCCUUACGGGUCACAGUCUCCGAGCCCCCAGCCCAGGUCACUGUCUUACAACAGGGGCCGCCCCUCGGGGGUUGGUUAUCACCUGGGUAUUUCAGCCCUGAAUGCUAGGUAUCCUCAGGAGUGUAGACACAAAUGUUGUUCUAGAGCAGGUCUUCAUUCACAGUUGCUGUACUUCAGUGGUCCUCCACCUCAGUGUCCAUUCAAACCACCCGGGAGCAUUUAAAACUCCUGGUGUCCAGGCCACGCCCUGGAACCUGCCAAAUCUGAGAACCAGGGCCCUGUUUAAGAGAGAAGGAAAAUGUGUCAUACAUUUAGGCACACUUACAUCGAAAGUGACCUUUAAAAGUUUGAAAGCACUUUUGAGCAUUUCUAAUUGUAUGGAAAAGUUACUUCUCCAGAAUAAUAUUUGCUCACAGAAGUCAAACAGAUGAAGUCCCAUUAUUAUAGACUAAUGUGCUCCAGAUGAAAAUGUCUCCAGCUUGGGUUCAGUUUUAUUCUGCUUUCUGAGAACUGCAUGAAGAGCAGAACAUUUCAUAGUAAUCCUCAGUUCUGUUUCAAAAAAUUCUUUGAAUUCUUUGACUAUUUUCUAGGGACUGCACAAAAGCAGUCAUCUUAACAUUUGUCCACCCUCUUCCAAUAAGCUGGAGAGAAAAAGGCACGUUUCAUCCCUGUGCCCUUAGCAGUACAAUGACAUUAGAGCCAGACACGGACUCCAGAAAGCUUUCUGAUUAUACUAAAAACACACCUACUCUUAGUUCUAAAGAAUCAGGUAGGGAAAUAUUAGGGGGUUUUUUAGCAAUUGUCAUAAAUAAAACCCUAAACAAAUAUAUCUCUAGGUCUUUUUGGUCACUUAUGAGAUGUAGUUUUGUUUUGA